Messenger RNA from Dichotomopilus funicola, 1623 nucleotides. RefSeq lists its product as uncharacterized. The record is from RefSeq and is a predicted model, not a curated record. Gene Ontology annotation, molecular function: spermidine transmembrane transporter activity. Bases 1 to 1623 code for a protein of 540 amino acids. Gene Ontology annotation, biological process: transmembrane transport; spermidine transport. The transcript is spliced from 6 exons. Gene Ontology annotation, cellular component: plasma membrane. Lineage: Eukaryota; Fungi; Ascomycota; Sordariomycetes; Sordariales; Chaetomiaceae.
AUGGGACAGCCAUCCUUUCAGGCGUCUAACGCCCUCGUCUACGUGACAUAUGGAUUGUUUUUGAUCAUCGGAACAGCGGUGGCAUGGAGGUUUAGGAAGCAGAGCAAGGGCGAGUUCCUGGCUGGCAACAGGACUCAGACUGCGCUGCCGCUUGCCCUGAAUUUUAUCGCAUCUGCCCUCGGUGCCGGUAUCCUGUUCUCCUACCCCGAACUCGCGACCCUGGCCGGCGUUCAGGGGGUAGUCGUGUACGCGCUAUCGUCAGCGCUGCCAUUGCUGGGGUUUGCCGCGCUAGGUCCCAUCAUCCGGCGCAAGUGUCCCGAAGGGUUUGUCUUGACCGAGUGGACGCGGCAGCGGUAUGGGACCGUCGCGGCGUUGUACCUCAGCUUCAUGACGCUGGCCACGCUGUUUCUGUACAUGAUCUCGGAGUUGUCUGCUAUCGGGCAGGUGGUGAACCUGCUGACGGGGAUUGAUGGGCUGCCGGUGUUGAUUGUGGAGUGUGUCAUUACGACCAUCUAUACUUCUCUGGGAGGAUUCAAGAUCUCCUUCUUCACCGACAACAUCCAAGGUGCCAUGGUCGUGGGUCUGAUCCUCAUCGCUACCAUCACCGUCGGCGUGGAAACCAAGAUCGACACCAGCCUGAUCGAGUCCUCGGGGUUGACCAAGCCUAGUCUCCUGGGAUGGCAGCUCCUGUACAUUCUCCCUGUCGCUAUCCUCACCAACGAUUUCUUCUUGUCCCACUUCUGGCUCCGCACCUUCGCCUCCAAAACCGACCGCGACCUCUGGCUCGGCAUAAGCGGCGCCACCAUCGCAACCCUAAUCAUCAUCACCCUCGUCGGCUCGACCGGUCUAAUCGCCGCCUGGGCGGGCAUCUGGCCCGGCACCGAAGAAGAUCCCGUCGACGGCUCCGUCGCCUUUUUCGCUCUCCUCAUGCAACUCCCCAACUGGGUCGUCGGCGUGGUCGUCGUGAUGUCGGUGACCCUGAGCACCGCCGCGUUUGACUCGCUGCAGUCUGCUAUGGUGACGUCGGCGUCGAAUGAUUUGUUUCGGAAUCGGUUGAACAUCUGGUGGAUUCGGGCUGGUGUCGUGUUGAUUAUGAUCCCUGUUGUUGUCAUCGCCAUUCGUGCGCCGUCUAUCUUGCAGAUCUAUCUCAUCUCGGACUUGGUCUCUGCCGCGACCAUCCCCGUGCUGGUCAUUGGCUUGUCGGAUGCGUGUUACUGGUGGCGCGGGUUCGAGGUCAUCGUCGGCGGACUCGGCGGGCUGCUGACGGUGUUUAUCUUUGGCACGAUCUACUACGGCGAUGCGCAGCUGGGCGCAGAGUUGUUGCUUCUGGAGCAGGGGCUGUACACGGCGGAUUGGGGUGCGUUUGGGGCGUUUGUGGCCGCGCCCGUGGGCGGGGUGCUUUGGGGGUUUGGUGCGUUGGCGCUGCGGCUGGGGAUUCAGUAUGUGCGGGCGAGGGUUAAGGGGGAGCGGUUUGAUGCGCUGGAUCGGCCUAUUGAUAUCGCGCCGCCUCAGCUGGUUGAUCAUCAUGCGGCGGGGAGACGGGAGGGGGAUGUGGAGGACAGUGGGGAGAGUGUUUCGGAUGUGGCGCCGGGGGUUGCGAAGUCUACUGGCAAGUUCUUCUGA